GCCGGCCCCGGUGGCGCCGCCGCCGGCGGCCUGGCUGGCGCCGCUGGCCGCUCGGCCAAGAAGUGUCGGCGGAGCCGCACCGUCUUCACCGAGCUGCAGCUGAUGGGGCUGGAGAAGCGCUUCGAGCGGCAGAAGUACCUGUCCACGCCUGACCGGCUGGAGCUGGCGGACACCCUUGGACUGAGUCAGUUACAGGUCAAGACGUGGUAUCAGAACCGCCGGAUGAAAUGGAAAAAGCAGGUUCUUCAAGGCGGCAGCCAGGAAGCGCCCACCAAGCCCAAAGGUCGGCCUAAAAAGACCGACUUCCAGGACCACGUGACGUCACCCUCCAUGACGUCGCCGCCUGCGUCACCACCUGCCUCGCCCACGUCAUCUUGCUGUAGCGAAUCACCGAGCGACCUGUCCCAUGGUGCGCACGCGCAGGUCGAAUGUGCACUCACGCCAUUGGCGGACUAGUAAAAAUAUUAGGCCUAACAGGAGCGGAUAGAUCGAAGUCUGUACUACGAACAAUUACAGAGUUGUUUGUUUCAUAAAAGCCUCCUUAACUGGGGCACAAUUUCCUCUUCUUCGUUCAGAGAAACACUUGGCAACCCUAAUUUAGAGGAGGUGAGAUUGUCUCAUUCGUGCAGAGUUCUCAAACCGCAUACCUCAGGGAAAUGUGAAACGUUCCCCCAAAGGAAGGUACAUUCUUUGAUAUUUCAGAUGAGUUUUCUCGGAACGUUCAUAUUUCUGUUGAGUUUUCUCGGAACGAUAACCAGUGACUGGGCACACUCUCAGCUGUUCCAGACGGAAAACGUUCCAGAUGAUUGCUGGCAUGUCUGUCCCUACACGUGUAAGCUUUUAUGCAAAACAGAGAGUGCGAAAAAGACGGAUUUCAAUAUCGAGAAGAACAUUAUUGCAUUCUUAUGUACAUCAACCAGUUUCGAUGAUCUCAUUUGUCACUACGGCAGUUUGGAUUUGAUUUUCUUCUGUACACUACGUACAUAAAAUCCUCCGUAUCAUUUGCCAUGCUUGGGUUAUUUUCUUUUUCGUAUUUUGUCUUCUUUAUAGCACUCAGCAAUUGUAAAUAUUUUAAAUGUAUAAAUUAUGAAUAAGUUUUGAUAUGUGGUAAUAAUGAUUGCAAAUGUUUGUAAAACACCCAUUCCCCCAAACUUAGCAGGUAUUACAUCAUAAGGAAACUUCAUACACAGCCAUUAAAAACCAGGCGUAAGUAGAAAUUAAGGGUGUGCUUUAGAAUUAACCCUAAAACGCCCAGAGGAACCCCCAUUCUCGAAAUUCUGUCCGAUUUCAUCACAGUGGCUUCUUCUGACAAGAACAUUUUUUGUUAAUUUCUGGUAAUCAUUUUGACGUCUUUUUUCUGAGACUGGACACUUGGUGAAAAUGUCCAUUUUAAAGGCAGUCACCUGAAGCUUUUUACCUUUUCCAUUCAGUUCAAUUCACUGUAGUGAAGUUCGACCACCAGAAAUAGAAGCCAUUACUGCGGCAGGCACGACGCUCGUGGACAGAUGGUACGCGCGCGUUUUACACGCCUCUUUGACCAAUAGGGUGUCGUGAUUUGCCAAGUGCACGCGCGCGUCAAGUUGAGGAAUGUGCGUGUGAGCGCAGUGCCGCCGCAGUUGGGGCGUCUAGUCGGAUCAGUCUAUGAGAAUAAAUGCCUAUGUGGUGGCUGACUGAACGGAAACUUCACACAUGUACCCAACACAAUUAUGUACCGUAUUCUUGUGUUUAACUUCAAGAUUGAAAGAAAACAUUAAUUUGGCAUUGGACCACCGAGAUUUCGAAUGGAGACAAACUCUCCCCCGGGAAUGGUAAAAACACCGGCUUUAGGGGGAAUUAUUAAAAUGAUAAACCAGAGAAAUACACGUUGCAAUUACGGAUCAAAUAACAAUUUCAAGGGCCAAGUUUGCCGCCCCCCCCCCAUUGGAAGUUUCUCUUGUAGCCUUUUAUAACAUUUCUGAUGAAUUAGGGUACAUUUUCGUUUUCAUUACAUAUACUUUUGAGUGAUAGGGAAACGAAAUAAGGCAAAAAUUUGGUUUUGAUUUAUGUUCCAUUUUAUCUGCCGGGGGGGUCCCAUAUUGCCCCUCUCUCCUGGAUCUGACCUUGGUACGCUGACGCUGUAUCACAUAUUACGGGCGCUUCACAGUACUGCGCCUUCAAGAGUUUGCAGUGUGUUGGCCAAUCAAAACGCGCAAAA
Molecule: messenger RNA, 2194 nt
Organism: Acanthaster planci (crown-of-thorns starfish)
Lineage: Eukaryota; Metazoa; Echinodermata; Asteroidea; Valvatida; Acanthasteridae
Biological process (GO): regulation of DNA-templated transcription
Molecular function (GO): DNA binding; DNA-binding transcription factor activity, RNA polymerase II-specific
Source: RefSeq, a predicted model, not a curated record